UUUGACGGCUGCAAAGUGUAUUUCACAAGACACAGAUACUGAGCCUUCGCCUCAGGCGUUGUAUUCUUUGAAGCAUGAGUGCGGUGAGGAUGUUUCUGUGGGCCUGGAUGAUCCUGGACUCGGCCGAGUGUUCAGCCUCACUACCAGAAAUCACAGAUGGGAAGUUUAUUGAUGAAUGUGUGAGGGGACACAACGACGCGCGGUCGUCCGUCAGUCCACCUGCAAACGACAUGCUGUACAUGACAUGGGACGAGGGCUUGGCCAUUACUGCAAGAGCGUGGGCAAGUCACUGUGUAUUUGAACACAACACCUACCUCAAAGACGUCCGCCGAAUGCACCCUACCUUCACCUCUGUAGGAGAAAACUUAUGGGCAGCACACCCACCAUCAUCUUUUGAUGUGUUGAAGGCCAUAAAACGUUGGGUGGAUGAAAAACAUGACUACAACUACAACAGCAACAACUGCACAAACAUCUGUGGCCACUACACACAGGUUGUGUGGGGAAGCAGCUACAAGGUUGGUUGUGCCGCCCAGCUCUGCCCGAAUGGUGUGACAAGCUUCACUUCUAGAGAGGGUGUCAUUUUUGUCUGCAACUAUGCUACAGCGGGUAAUGUGAACCGAAGGCGGCCAUAUAAACAAGGAGGGGCAGGCUGCUCUGGAUGUGAAGGCACCUGUGAGAAGAAUCUCUGCCGUGGCCAAGAAAGAGAUCCACAGAAAAGUUACAACUGGACUCCAGACUGGGACCCUGCCCCCGGUACCAGUGGCUUCAAUUAUGUGACUAUUCUGGUUGCCCGACCCAUUGCCCUCAUUGUCACCUUCAUCGCAGCGUAUGCAGUCCGCCACUUUUAUCCCGAGGUCUUCUGCUAUGAAUAGACCACCUGAGGUGACCUGAAAGACGCGGACUUGUUCAGCCAGUGCCAAGUCCUAUCAGAGCUGUACAUAAACAGAGAAUAAGUGCAUGCGUUUUAUCCACCAGCUUCUUUGUAGUGAGCUAGCUAGCCCCAGAUUUAAGCCAUCCGACAGGACACAAGCAACCCAAUAAACCUCAAGUUCGGGAGGGAAAACUAAAGUGAACGUGCCCAAACUGUCCACUGUGCUCGCUCAUUUUACUGUAGUAGUGUGCAGCCACAGUUACGUUAGGUUUAAGCUGCACUAAUUAAUAUGUUCAUAUAAGCAACAAUGUCAAAUUACUGGCACAUUUCUACAUAGCAUUUAACAUUCCGUUCACUCUGGCUGCUCUCAUCAACCCUGGUUACAGACGGCAACUGCACACUAGCAGCACCGCAGACAGAUCGAGUUAGCAAAUAGCACAUUGUUGAGCAGCUAGAGAGCCAGAUAUGUCCAUCAGGAGUUGGUGGAGGAUGCAGAAAAAGUAUAAAUAAAUUGCCAAAAGAAGAGUGCAAGUUGGACAAACAAUAUGAGCAACUAAGCAGCUCUUAGCAAAUUUUUUUGUUUAUGAGGCAAUAAUGUCAGUGUUUACAGAAUGAUAAACUGAGACAAAAAGAAACGAUGAAUAAUUCAUUAGUAGGAAAAAAAAAAAAAAAGUACAGCUCUGCAAUGGACCCAAUUUCAAAUCCUGUGAUCUGACCACCCAUGAAUGUGGACUCUCCUACAAUCCUGUCCCCCAAAUAGUACUUCUACCAUAAGUUUGUUUGUCAUGAUCAAAAGGAAUCAAAUUAAAACUUAAAGUCCAGGAUGUUAAAAAUAUGCCUUUAAUUUUAUUCAAUUUCCAUCUGAUGGAGUCGGCCUCAUCCUGAACACACAUCAGCCAUGAGGAAGGACGACAACAUACUUUGAAAAUCUAUAACUACUGAUCAUUCAAACUCUGGACAAUAGUUAGAAAACAAAUGAGGCAGAAAAGAAGACAAUGUAUGACAUCACUCACUGGUGUACUACUGGUCUCCAGAUAUGAGGAUUUCCUGUUCAUAUUGCUUAGUAUAAUCCUCUAGCACACACUGUGUGUCCGAUGUCCCACCUACCUGUGUCCUGACAAGAGUCCUUAAUCUGUCCAACAGGACUGCCAAACCAAUACCAUAUCACAUGGUACACAACACAAUUACCAGGGUGCAAGUCUGUGGUUAGCCUUUGUUUUGCUCUUUUUCUUUUUGCCCACGGUGCUGCCGGUGGGGGGGGGCAGGGUUCACUGGAGGAGCCCCCAGCUUCUUGGUUUUGGCUUUUUUCACUUUCUCCUUAAUGGCUUCGAUGUCCAACUUGCUUUCUGUAGGAGCCGUGACAGAAACAAUGGGGGGGGGGGGGUUUAGCUGGACUAAUGCGGUGCACAGGUUCACACAUUUGUUCUCAGAUGGAGAUUUGCUCCCUUAUUUCUACCUUUGAUGGUCUUCUUCAUUAGAGGCUUCUCUUUAGGCGGAAUGAAAGCUUUGUUCCGCUCUUCCUGCUUCUUGGUCAGUGCUUCGGCUUGUUUCACCUGAAAAAGAGGAACAGUGAGUCACACCAUAGGCAGUUCUUUAAAAUACGAUGUCAUUUUUCCUAACAUGUUUUGGCAAACAUUUACAGAGACUCUGCACUCAUUUGAUCACGCCAACUAAUCAAGCUAAUUUUAAAAAAGGCUUCCGUUUUUCGUUUUCUCAACAGAAGGAAAAAAAGGCCUAAACCCCAGCUGGAUACCAUUAUUGUAAUAUCAGGCAUGUGAACCUGCAGCCCUGCAGGAAAUGAAUCCACUCAGUGCUCACCUUGAUCUCCUCCAUCUUCUUCCUCUUUUUCACACUUUCACGGAGGAAGAAUUCUCCCGUGGCCAGCUCCUUGUCGACCUAAAAGAUGAUCCACAAAAAUCAAAGUUAGAAUCAAUCCCAAUCUAAAUUAGUCUCAAUAACAUGGUUUAAACGAAGGACCCCGUUUUGUCGGCAGUUUAUAUUAAGGUCAAUCUUUUUUAUCAUCUUUAAAAUAACUAUUGUUAGCAUAGCUUUUUUUAUAAUAGAAAACAAUGUUGUAUGAGAGCAUGCGAUUCUCAUGCGGUUCUCUUUAGCUCUUGAAGCUAGUAAGCUAACAUUACUGUGUUCUCCAUGUACGAGACAGAGGCAGUUAUCACCAACUAUGAAUGUUAGAAUAAAGCUGUUUAAAUAAAGCAAGCUUCUGACCGUGCUCUCCGGCUGUGACGGAGGGAAUGGUGUGUACUCCUUCUUCGCGCUCUUCUUCUUGGGCUCCCUGCGCUUGGCCAGGUUCCUGUGGCGGAACUUGGGCAGGAAGCGCUCCCAGCUCUGCAUCCGCAGGUCGGGGUCUUUGAACAGCUCCUGUUUGAUCAUCAGUGUCUGAUGGAUCCGGCCGUCAGAAAAUUUGGUGGUGGUAGGAGUAAAAGUAACAAAAAUGUGAUACUCUGUCACGCCACAGGCCCUGCCUGCUCUCAAAAGUAGAUUUAUUAACACUGUAUGUAUAUAUUAAUAGUUAUUUAGCUAGUCUUGUAAGUUGAAGGCAGUUGUAGGCCUUUAUGGUGGAAGAACCACAGGAAAUGGGGACAAUGUUUAUUAAGUUUAUGAAAACUUCACUUAUUAAAAAAAAGAUUUAAAUGUUUUUCAGCUGCUCUUGCCAGGAAGACUGUUACAAACGUUUCAUGGAUGCAAUGAGUUAUUUGUACAUCUCUGACAAGUCAAGAUGGAGGAGCAUAGGUUUUGUUUCUGGCCUCUGAGUAAAAAGCAGCUCCCCACACGGGAGUGGUUAGAAGUGGGCCAGAAGUGGUUGGGCAACCUCGAGCUUGUUCUAUCAUCUGAUGAAGAUGAGCAGCGCCUCGGUUCAGAGCAGUCUGCCGUUUGUUCAGCAUCUGUCCCCAGGACUACUCUGACACGGCUGCUCCAGUGUUGUUACAAUUACAGAAGUUUAAAACAAUGAAACCUUGUGCCUCAUACGAAUGGGUCUACUAUGAGCACAAUGAGUGCUGCGGACCAUCUGUGGCUCUAUCAUGCCCUCAGCUCCAGGUUGAGCCAGCCUUGGCGUUCAAACCCCAGAGGGAUUAAUUUCAGUCAGGAGAUCAAGAACAAGGAUGGAAAAUAUCUUCAUUGGGCAUGAUUGCUUCCGUCCAAACAUUUCAAUCCAUCCAGUAAAGCUGCCGGGUUUCUGUCAGCGGCUUGAACGUACCUUAAUGUUGUAGAUGGGAUGAAUGUUCUUCAUCGUGUCCAUCACCACUUUGCGUACCUAAAAGACAGACAUGACAAACAUAAUGCUUCUACAUCCUCUGUGGGAUAUGUAAUUUCAAAUGACAUAUGAGAUCAUAUGCCUGAGAAAUGAAUUAUUGAAACACAACUCAGUAUUUCACCAUUCACUGUCAUGACUGAAUGUGGAUAUCAGUUUAGACAUUUAUAUUUCAAAAUUAUCUUUUUUUUUUUUCAUGACAGCAGCGAUAUUGACAGUCACCGCCCACUAAUUUACAGCUAAUCUCGUAACCCCAACCUCCCCCUCCCCCAGCAAGAUAACAACUACCAUCAAAUUUAGCGAGUUAGCUCCUGCUAGCUAGAACACCAACAGUAAAUAUUCAUGCUCUUGCUAUCGGGAGCUAACUCGCCAAGUCCGAUAGCAGAUGUUUAGCUUGCUUGCUCGCUCAAGAGACAGGGGAGGGGGCAUGUGAUUGGCUGAAAGGACAGUGAUGACACCACUGUAAUAAAAUGUGAAAUAAUGUGAAAAAAAGAUGGAAAA
Messenger RNA from Anarrhichthys ocellatus (wolf-eel), 4640 nucleotides. It is a transcript of the gene glipr1a, whose product is annotated as GLI pathogenesis-related 1a. Gene Ontology annotation, cellular component: extracellular region. Lineage: Eukaryota; Metazoa; Chordata; Actinopteri; Perciformes; Anarhichadidae. The record is from RefSeq and is a predicted model, not a curated record. The transcript has 6 exons. Bases 75 to 872 code for a protein of 265 amino acids.